AUGUGUGAAGGAACCAUCUACGACUUUUGGUGCCCCUGCAUCUUCCACGCCCCUUCAACCUCCUUCUACCUCCAAUUCGACAUCCACCCCCCCGACUUCAACUACACCUUCACCCGCCGCCCCACCACCAACCCUCUGAAAGCCCACCUGUCCAAAAGCUCCCACAGCAUCGUCUACAGCCAGCACUGCGCCGCCUACAAGUUCUGCGACGACUACCUCCACUCCGGAGGCUUCAACCCCGGCGAUGUGCUCGACAUGGGCGGGCUGUGCCCUGCUGGCCACCAAGUGACGUAUGAAAGGGAGGCGUUUAUUUCCUCGCGGCUGUGUGAUGCUUGUAUCAGCGGGGGAUGUGAGGAGAAUAUGGAGUUUGCGGGGGUCAGGACUGUGAGGAGGAGUCGAUAUGGGUGGAGGAGUAGGGAGGAGGAGAGGGAGGGGAGGAAGAGGAGCAGAAGUAGACGGGGGAGGGGGGUGAGUCCGGCGGGGAGUGUGAGGAGCUUUGACUCUACGGGGAGGGGGAGGAGUCCAUCUGUGGGGUCGACGGGGACGGUGAAGGGGAGGGAUAUGGGGGUGAAAAAACGGGGGGAGGCUGGGGAGGGGGAGGGGAAGACGCUGGGGGCGAUGGACGUGAAGAGUUUGGUGGAUAAGAUGGUUCAAACGGUGUCUGCGCUCCGGAUUGGUGGGGGUGCUGAGAGACAAGACCAGCCGCGCGUGAUGCCUGCCAGUGACCUCGAAGCCAUGGCUGAAGAGUCGAUGCCGACACCGCUGCCAUCUCGACAUAAACCUAGCGGGAAGAACCUAGAAGAUAUGUUUGACAACAGCGGCCGGCCGGAGUAUGACUCUGACCAGGACACAGUGGUCGGUGCCUCAAAAACUACGGAAAACAAAAGCAAGGUAAAUGGAAAGACAAUCGCUGCGGAUGAGGUUUCCGGGGUUAUGCAGGAAACACCCACCGACAGAAGCAAGAGUCGCAAACGCCGCAUGUGGACCGACCCAAGGACUGAUGAAGAAGCAUCUCGCGUACUGAGGUUUCUGAGACGGGGGAAGGGUGCUGCUCCCGUCGAGACCGGUAACUCACGAGAGAGAUCUCGAGGUCAAGGGUAUGAGCGCAUUACAAUCGAAUGA
Messenger RNA from Podospora pseudocomata, 1122 nucleotides. RefSeq lists its product as uncharacterized. The coding region runs from base 1 to 1122 and encodes 373 amino acids. The record is from RefSeq and is a predicted model, not a curated record. The transcript is spliced from 2 exons. Lineage: Eukaryota; Fungi; Ascomycota; Sordariomycetes; Sordariales; Podosporaceae.